CUGGGUCUGUAGAUGAUACUAACCACAUGAAACCAUGUACAUGCUCCUGUACAAAACACGCAGUCCCUACAUAAACAGAAAAGCCAACGAGAAGUAACACACAAACCCUGGCUGAAAAAACCUGACUGGCACCAGACUGCUUCAAUAACAGACCCUUACAGCAGGAAGUAGGGAUUUAUUAUGCUGAAAUAUGUAAUUGCAGAAAGGAGAUAUGUGACCUCUGAUUUGGGGUGGCCAAAGCAAAGACACAACUAGCAUGGAAGUGUACACAUCCCCCCUGAUUUACAUCUGUGACAACAGCUCCGUGGAGGCAAACGCUUCCUCCAACUGCAGCAGGACUGUUUCAGCAGAGACCACGGAUACCUACCAGUUCUACAUCAUCAGCCUUUUCCUCUCCUGCCUCUACACCAUCUUCCUCUUCCCAGUCGGCAUUAUUGGAAACAUCCUGAUACUGGUGGUCAACCUGAACCACAGGGACAAAAUGACCAUCCCCGACCUGUACUUCGUCAACCUGGCUGUGGCCGACCUCAUCCUGGUGGCCGACUCGUUGAUCGAGGUCUUCAACCUGAACGAGCAGUACUACGACAUCGCGGCCCUCUGCACCUUCAUGUCCCUUUUCUUCCAGGUCAACAUGUAUAGCAGCAUCUUCUUCCUGACGUGGAUGAGCUUUGACCGCUACGUGGCCCUGGCCAGCACAGUGAGCAGCAGCCCCCUGAGGACCAUGCAGCAGGCCAAGGUGAGUUGCGGCCUCAUUUGGACAGCCUCCAUCAUGGCCACCUUGCUGCCCUUCACCAUUGUGCAGACGCAGCACCGGGGCGAGGUCAACUUCUGCUUCGCCAACGUUUUUGAGAUCCAGUGGCUGGAGGUGACCAUUGGCUUCCUGGUGCCCUUCUCCGUCAUCGGCCUGUGCUACUCGCUGAUCGUGCGCAUCCUCAUGCGGGCGCAGAAGCACCGGGGCCUGUGGCCUCGGAGGCAGAAGGCCCUGCGCAUGAUUGUGGUGGUGGUGCUGGUCUUCUUCAUCUGCUGGCUGCCCGAGAACGUCUUCAUCAGCGUCCAGCUGCUGCAAGGUGCAAGCGACCCAUCCAGGCGGGCCGCCACCACCCUGUGGCACGACUACCCGCUGACCGGCCACAUCGUCAACCUGGCCGCCUUCUCAAACAGCUGCCUCAACCCCAUCAUCUACAGUUUUCUGGGGGAGACGUUCAGGGACAAGCUUCGCCUGUUCAUUAAACAGAAGGCCAGCUGGUCCGUGCUAUACCGCCUGUGUCACCACACUCUGGAUUUACACAUUGCUGUCAGGACAGAGGUGUCUGAGGUUUAAGGCGCCAAACUUACUGGACAAAUCAGAAAGGAGUGGGGCAGAGAGACAAAGCACCAGCUCUGGAUAACACAGAGAAUGUGCAACUGUCAACAGUCCUAGGAUAAGAUAAAA
This is a messenger RNA of Conger conger (European conger), 1432 nucleotides long. It is a transcript of the gene gper1, whose product is annotated as G protein-coupled estrogen receptor 1. Lineage: Eukaryota; Metazoa; Chordata; Actinopteri; Anguilliformes; Congridae. Bases 257 to 1321 code for a protein of 354 amino acids. The transcript has a single exon. Gene Ontology annotation, molecular function: G protein-coupled receptor activity. The record is from RefSeq and is a predicted model, not a curated record. Gene Ontology annotation, biological process: G protein-coupled receptor signaling pathway. Gene Ontology annotation, cellular component: membrane.